UACGCAAGGAGGUGUGGCUAGCUAGCUUCGUUGAGCCGACUCGUUCACCCAUUGGAUUUACAAUUCAUGUUGUUCCCAAUUAAGAAUUGACCAACUGCGGCGAGAAUGGCCCUUCAUAGAAAUAACAGAAUUAGCUCGAGAUGUAUGGAAUCUUUGAAGAACGGUGUAUCUGCAGGAGGACCUGAUAUCAAAGAAGAUGAAGUACACGUGCGUGAAUUCAAGUCUGAUAUUUACAAGACAAAUGGAGGCCAUUUUGAGGAAUCGUUUGAGGAGGCGGCUCUGGUGACGGCCUUCCUGGCGUACCUUAGUUAUCUUGUCCUGUCUCUGGUGGGAUACAUUCAGGAUGCACUGAGGGAUAUUGGACUUGGAAAAAGCCUAGCUGCUCAAGAGUCACCAAAGCUAAAGUCCUUCGUGCCGCUGUACCAAGACUUUGAUAGCUUCUUCACGCGCCAUGUCUACAGGAAAAUACGGGACAACUGGAAUGUGCCGAUCGCCAGUGCACCCACUGCACGGUUUGAUCUGAUGGGCAGAUCCAGCGAAGACCACUACUGGACUUUCAAAGCUACUGGCGAAACUCAUAGUGCAAUUAACAUUGGAUCGUACAACUACCUCGGUUUUGCUGAACAAGGUGGGCCUGGGAUGGAAUCCAUCGAGAACUCAACCCUCUCUUAUGGGAGUGGAGUAUGCAGUACACGCCAAGAAUUAGGUAAUCUGGAUAUCCACAGAGAGUUGGAGACUCGUAUAGCUGAGUUCUGUGGGCAGGAGGAUGCCAUGAUGUAUGGCAUGGGGUUCGCAACCAAUGCUCUCAACAUUCCUACUCUCAUGGGAAAGGGUUGCUUGGUAGUCAGCGACAGACUCAACCAUGCGUCCCUUGUGUUGGGAAUCAGAUUGUCUGGUGCUUCUGUCAAAGUGUUUGAACAUAACAACAUGGAAAGCUUGGAGAAGUUGUUGAAGAAGGCCAUCAUCGAGGGUCAACCAAGGACGCAGAGACCAUGGAAGAAAAUUCUUAUUGUUGUCGAGGGCAUUUACAGUAUGGAGGGUUCAAUUGUGAGGCUACCUGAGCUAAUGGCCUUGAAGAAGAAGUACAAGUGCUACCUUUACCUUGACGAGGCACACAGUAUCGGAGCCAUUGGACCCACCGGUCGAGGGGUGGUGGAGUACUUUGGUUUGGAUCCUCGGGACGUUGACGUUAUGAUGGGAACGUUCACCAAGAGCUUUGGUGCAUCCGGUGGCUACAUCGCAGGGUCAAAGAAUCUGAUUGAUCACCUCCGGAUACACUCUCACAGCUCGGCCUACUCCAGCUCCACUUCAGCCCCUGUUGUAGAACAGAUCCUGAGGACAGUCAAGAUCAUCAUGGGAGAAGAUGGGUCCACAGAAGGUCAAAAGAGAAUCCGAGCACUGAAAAGAAAUACCCAGUACUUCAGGAGACGCCUUCGUGACCUGGGAUUCCUCACCUACGGGAAUGUGGACUCCCCUGUUGUUCCGUUGCUGCUGUACUACCCUUCAAAACUAGCGGCGUUUGCACGGGAAUGUCGUAAGCGUGGUCUGGCUGUGGUCAUCGUGGGUUUCCCGGCUACUCCUAUCAUUGAGGCUAGAGCAAGGAUCUGCCUUUCUGCUUCACACACCAUAGAGAUGCUGGAUGAGGCUUUAUCGAUAAUAGAUGAAGUUGGUGACCUGCUGGAUGUGAAAUAUUCAAGACGUUCAUUGAUGAAGCGGGAGCUAAAUGGGAACUGCCAAACUUAGUUUCAAGAGAUGCUGCCAUCUGCCAAACCAAACAAAUAAUCAACUUCAUAAAGAACUCACAGACCUCUUAGCACAACUCGGUUUGUUACUCGAAAUUAUUGUUAUUUAAUUUUACUUUAUUAAUGGUGUGUAAGCGACACUUUAAACUUCAUAAUGGUGUUCAUUUAGAUCAGAGUAUAUAUAUAUAUAUAUAUAUAUUUUGAUUACAGAAGCGCUUCUUUGCCCUAAUAGGGCUGGCUUCUAGUCAUCAUGAUACAGCUGACUAACUAAAGUUAUAAUGCAACAAUUGUCUGUGAACAAUAAUGUACACUUUUAAUUAGAAGUGUUAUGUCAUUGAUACGCCAGGUAGAUGUAUUCAUGUAAAGUUGUGAUUAAGUAUACAGUGAAUGACCCGCACCGACUCUAGAAAUAUGAAACCCCUCCACUCUCAAUCAGUCUCCAAACCUAUGAAUAGGUUGUUGACGUGAGUAUCAUUAAUAUUGAUAUUGGAACUGUCUGCAUACCAAGCGGGACACCUGUAUGAAUUGUAUUAAUUUCAGGUACCGUCUCCUAAUUACCGGUAAGUUGAAACACCCACUGGGCUUUAGUCUAUACAGUAGUGAUGAAUACACAAUCCAAACCCCCCACAUUUCAGUGAACUUUCACCCUUAUUUCUGUGCUAGUAAAAUUUAUACUUAUGUUUACUCUAUUCUUUUUCAAUAACAUUGACAUUUGGCUAGCCUAGCACGGCAUGGGCAAAGAAAUUAUUAAGUGGUGGUCUAAAGCAUUUUGACUAAAACUGCUUGCCACUACAGUCCUGUGAAAACCAUUUGUUUAGUUUACUAUUCCAUCUAAACCGUUUCUCAGGUUUAUCAUAAUUGUCUCAUAAAUCGUGUUAUUGGUAACUUGUGGAUACAUCUGAGUGCAAAAUAUUAGGUCUAUGUUU
This is a messenger RNA of Strongylocentrotus purpuratus (purple sea urchin), 2668 nucleotides long. RefSeq names its product serine palmitoyltransferase 2. Gene Ontology annotation, molecular function: serine C-palmitoyltransferase activity; pyridoxal phosphate binding. The coding region runs from base 106 to 1743 and encodes 545 amino acids. Lineage: Eukaryota; Metazoa; Echinodermata; Echinoidea; Camarodonta; Strongylocentrotidae. Gene Ontology annotation, cellular component: serine palmitoyltransferase complex. Gene Ontology annotation, biological process: ceramide biosynthetic process; sphingosine biosynthetic process. The record is from RefSeq and is a predicted model, not a curated record. The transcript has 12 exons.